Molecule: messenger RNA, 3291 nt
Organism: Humulus lupulus (European hop)
Lineage: Eukaryota; Viridiplantae; Streptophyta; Magnoliopsida; Rosales; Cannabaceae
Product: mitogen-activated protein kinase kinase kinase 5-like
Exons: 10
Coding region: 355-2460 (701 amino acids)
Biological process (GO): protein phosphorylation
Molecular function (GO): ATP binding; protein kinase activity
Source: RefSeq, a predicted model, not a curated record
GUGUCGUGUUUCUGACUCUGAUCUGAUGUACCAAACAACAUCUACUACGAGUACUUCUUCAACAACACAAAAUAACUCCUCCAAUUCAACGUUUAAGAUAAGAAGAAGGGUUGAGGUUUCAAGUUUCAACUCACUAUGUCAAACUGUUGACUGACUCAUUCCAAAUUUAUUUGCCUCUUUCUCUUUAUUGUAUUUCUUUUAUUCUUCACUUUAUAAAGUGAAAAGAAAAUAAAAUCGGGAGAAAAAAGAAGAAGAAGAAGAAUAAUAAGAAAGAACAGAGGAGUUUCCUAAACACACUAGUAUGGCUUUGGGUCACGAACCAUCGUACUACUACGAAGCUGCUUACUGAGGAGGAUGGCUUUAACAGCUUCGCCUGACCUCGCUUUCCCAAACUCCCAAAUAAUGCCUUCUCCUAAUUCUCACAACGACUCUAUCUCGGUCUUUGGCUGCACGCAUAGUAGUAGCAGUGGCACUACCGUAAAUACUAAAUCCUUUUCCGAUCUCGGAGAGCGUCGUCUCACGCGGCAGAGGAAGCUCCGCUACGUCACCGAUCAAGAGUUGGGUAUUACCCACUUAAAUGAGCGUUCUUCUCGUUCCUCUCCCACUUCCCCCGACUCCGACCGGAAGUCCAGUUCCCCACGCGCCCGACACUGGUCUUUCUCGGCCGUGCCACAUCCGUUACCGCUCCCUGAUUCUCCUAUGGUUCGGCGACCCGAGUCCGCUCCUGAAGGCUUUGAUUCACCGUUUCGAAGGAAAGACCCAGAUCAAAGUGCCAUAAAGUUGACAAAAACUCCAAGGAAAUGUCAGAGGAGAUUCUCUCAUGAUUCAAAUGUUCAUGACAUCUUUACCCCAAAUGUUGUUUCGACCAAGGGCACUGCGAUUUCAAUUCCAAAUACUUGUCCCGUUAGUCCCAAAAGAUCAAAUACUGGAGACACUUUGUCAUCAUCUCAUGUUCCCAAUAACGGGUUCCCAGUCUCUCCCAUUAGCCCCAAAAGAUCAAACGGUGGAGCCAUUUCCUUCUCUCAUUUUCCCAUUAACCCACCCAAUAUUUAUCGUAAUCUACAGGAACCCACUAGAGCCGAAGUUCAUAACUUGCGAGUCAAUGUCCCAUCAAAGAGUGCUCCCUCUAGCCCACGAAGAUCACGCGCCGACGACCGGGAGUUACAGAAUAUCCUCGCAACCGGUAAUUCUCGUACCCUGUCUCCGGUUAGAAUCCGGCACAGCGUAGAUCAUUAUCCUUCCAACAGCCCUGCUACCAGAAAUGACCAUAAUACCCCUAAGAGUCCAAAGAGAAAUUCGUUUCCCUUUCCUCAUAAUAAUAAAAGACUCUUGACCGAGACUUCGGCGGAGAGGCCUGACCAGAGCAAUUCCCAUCCCAAUGCCCAUCCUUUGCCCCUCCCUCCGGGGGCCACGCUAUCAUCACAGCCUGUUACCCUCCACCGUAACACGGACGUUUCAUCUAUGAAAGGUCAAUGGCAAAAGGGCAAGCUCAUCGGACGUGGCACAUUCGGUAGCGUGUAUAUGGCUAUGAAUCGAAAAACUGGGGCCUUAUGUGCAAUGAAGGAAGUGGAUCUUAUUCCGGAUGAUCCUAAGUCCGCUGAAUGUGUAAAGCAGCUGGAACAGGAAAUUAAAGUUCUCCGUGAACUUGAUCACCCCAACAUUGUGCGGUACUAUGGUUGUGAAAAAAUCGAAGAUCACUUCUACAUAUAUUUAGAGUACGUUCAUCCUGGAUCAAUCAACAAGUAUGUCCGGGAACAUUGUGGAGCUGUGACGGUGUCCGUGGUUCGCAAUUUCACACGCCAUAUUCUCUCUGGAUUGGCUUAUUUGCAUAGCAAACAGACAAUCCAUAGGGAUAUCAAAGGUGCAAACUUACUUGUUAAUUCUUCCGGCGUUGUUAAGCUCGCUGAUUUCGGAAUGGCUAAACAUCUUACAGGACUAUCAUAUGAACUUUCAAUGAAAGGCAGUCCAUAUUGGAUGGCUCCUGAGCUCAUAAGAGCUGUGAUGCAGAAUAGCACCAACCCUGAUCAUGCAUACGCCGUUGAUAUAUGGAGCUUAGGCUGCACCAUCAUCGAGAUGAUGAAUGGGAGACCCCCGUGGAGUGAUUUCACUGGGCCUCAAGCUAUGUUCAAAGUCUUGAACAGAACACCACCUAUACCAGAGACACUAUCAUCCGAGGGAAAAGAUUUCCUCAACAUUUGCUUUAGGAGGAACCCAGCCGAGCGUCUCUCGGCUGCUGCGCUGCUUGAGCAUCCCUUUGUCGUCGUCCGGAAAUCGCAUAAUAAUCAACAUGUUUCGUCUACAUCCAACAACUUUUCUGAAGCAAUGAAGCUUGUGGAUGAUAGAAUGCAUGGUCAAAGUGAUCGCCGUAGCCACCAUAGGGUAGAUUUCUUGUCCUUCUCUCCACGCACAACUCUGCCGUUUAGUACCAAUACCUCUUCUCCGUGGACACUAACGUUAUGAUGUUUGAAGAAAGACACCUUUGUGUGUAUAGAAAGAUUUUUUGGGGUUUAUUUACAAAUAUAUUCCUUGCAUCAAUUCUUGCAAAAUGUACACUCACUGUCACUAUAUAUGAUUUUGGAACAUAACUUAAUAGUUUUGUUUUACUCUGGAACAUCUAAUUUUGGAAGAAAAAGAUCAAAUUAAUUGACAAAAACACACUCCAAUGUUUUGAAACAUGCGUUAUUUCCAAACAAAUUCUAAACAUACAUUAGAACCUGUUUAGAAAUUAUUUAUUUUUCAAACUCGAAAGGAGAAGAGUGUUUUUUUCAGUUGAUUUUUCUUUUAUUCUAAAUUUAUAUGUUUUAGGUUUGAAAUUGAAACUUUAUGUUGCAAUAAUAUAGUGAAAGUGUAGUUGUUCAUUUAAAAAAAAAUGAUAUAUUUGUAAAUGAUCCAAAUCAUCUUGGGAGUUGAAUGAAUUUGCAUUGCUGUUUAUGUCAGAAUCAAGUAGGCAUGGCUUUGCAAGGGAAGCAAGUCGGCUUAGAAUCUCAUACUCUGGUAAUAUGACAGAAGAUUGACUGCAAGAAUAUACAUACAUAUAUAUAGACAUAUAUAUAUAUAUCACUUUUUUUUUCUUUUUCGCUGGGUGAUAUAUAUAUAUAUAUAUAUCACUUGUUUGUGAAUGAGAAACAAUGUAUAUAAACCCCUUGGUUUUGUUUUCUUCUCUUUCAUUUAGUUAAGCCUAUCUUCCGUGAAUCUGCAUCGAUUAAGUUCCCAUGCAUAUUACGACCAUAUGCGAUUGAACUGAGAAUAAAAGCUGAAUAGAGCCAUUGCCGCUCUUCUUCGUUUUCUUUA